Lipotes vexillifer (Yangtze River dolphin) is the source of this 1413-nucleotide messenger RNA. RefSeq names its product zinc finger protein OZF-like. The record is from RefSeq and is a predicted model, not a curated record. Gene Ontology annotation, biological process: regulation of transcription by RNA polymerase II. Gene Ontology annotation, cellular component: PcG protein complex; chromatin; transcription regulator complex. NCBI's taxonomy places the organism in Eukaryota, Metazoa, Chordata, Mammalia, Artiodactyla, Lipotidae. Gene Ontology annotation, molecular function: DNA-binding transcription factor activity, RNA polymerase II-specific; RNA polymerase II cis-regulatory region sequence-specific DNA binding. Bases 1 to 1413 code for a protein of 470 amino acids. The transcript has 4 exons.
AUGCGGAACCUGCUUCCGGAAUAUUCGGGCCACGUUACCACCAUUAUCCCGCCGCGCUCAACGGGUCCUACGGCAACCAGCGCGCUACAAGACCCGACCCAGGUGACUGUUGGGGCCCCCCAGAUCCUGACCCGAAUCCUCAAGCCUCCAGUUCCCAUGGUAGCAGCAGCAUUUAUGGUCCCUGGACAGGGCCAUGUGAUCUUUGAGGAUGUGGCUGUGUCCUUCUCGCAGGAGGAGUGGGGUCUCCUUAACGAUGCUCAGAGACUCCUGUACUGUGACGUGAUGCUGGAGAACCUGUCACUUAUAGCCUCCCUGGGGCAUUAUGAGUGCAGCGAAUGUGGCAAAGCCUUCAGUAAGAAGUAUAAAUUCACAGAGCACCUGAGAGUUCACACUGGUGAAAAACCUUAUGAGUGCAGCGACUGCGGGAAGUUAUUUAGACUCACCUCCAGUCUUACUCACCAUAGGAAGGUUCACACAGGAAAAAGGCUUUAUAAGUGCUCUAAUUGUGGGAAAGUAUUUGCCCACAAAUAUAAACUUGUUGAGCACCAGAGAAUCCACACUGGAGAAAGACCCUAUGAGUGUAAUCAAUGUGGGAAAGCUUUCCUUCAAAAGGAUACACUUGUUAGGCACCAAAAAGUCCACACUGAAGAAAAUCCUCAUAAGAGCAGUGAAUGUGGGAAGCCCUUCCUUUACAGAAAAAAUCUCCUUGUGCAUCAGAGGACCCAUACUGGAGAAAAGCCUUAUGGGUGUAGCAAAUGUGGGAAGUCAUUCGUCUUCAAAAAAAGGCUUCUUGAUCACCAGCGAAUCCACACUGGGGAAAAGCCUUAUAUGUGCAGUGAAUGUGGGAAAGCCUAUGUCUACAAAGGAAGUCUUGUUGUGCAUAAGAGAAUUCAUACUGGAGAAAAGGCUUAUGGGUGUAAAUGUGGGAAGUCCUUUACAAGCAGCUCUGCCCUCAGUAAACACCAGAAUGUUCACACUGCAGAAAGGCCUUAUGAGUGCAGUGAAUGUGGGAAAGCUUUCAAGGUCAAAAUUAAACUUGUCGAGCACCAGAGAACCCACACUGGAGAAAAACCCUAUGAGUGUAAUCAGUGUGGGAAAGCCUUCAAGCUCAAGUAUACACUUGUUCGGCACCAAACUGUCCACACUGGAGAAAAGCCUUUUAAUUGCAAUGAAUGUGGCAAGCCUUUCAGUUACAAAACAAGUCUUCUUGAGCACCAGAGAAUCCACACUGGAGAAAGGCCUCAUACAUGCAAUAAAUGUGGGGAAGGCUUUGUCUACAGAAGAAGUCUUGUUGUCCACCAGAGAAUCCACACUGGAGAAAGGCCUUAUAUGUGCAGUGAAUGUGGAGAAGCCUUUGUCUAUAGAAGAGGUCUUAUUGCCCACCAGGGAAUCCAUACUAGAGGAAAACCUUGA